Saccostrea cuccullata (small rock oyster) is the source of this 563-nucleotide messenger RNA. RefSeq lists its product as uncharacterized. The record is from RefSeq and is a predicted model, not a curated record. Bases 1 to 537 code for a protein of 178 amino acids. The transcript has 2 exons. Lineage: Eukaryota; Metazoa; Mollusca; Bivalvia; Ostreida; Ostreidae.
AUGGAUGUUAAACUGAAAGGAAAAAAAGAGAACACUGUCAAACAUAAGCCUGCGUGUGAAACUGAGGAGAUAGAUCAAACAACAAAACGAAAGUAUACUGAAACUGAAAAGACAAAUCAAACUACAAAACGAAAGUACACUGAAACUAAACAUAUAAAACAAACUACAAAACAAAAGUACACUGAAUAUGAAGAUGACAACACUAAUGAGGGCAGUGAUAACAAACUAGGAAUUAUAUCCAACAGACAAAGAAGUAAAAAAAAUUUGAACAACAGUCAGAAGAAGGAUAAUUCAGCAAAACGAAGGAGAAAGAAAAGUGCAGAAGAGCCGCAAUACAAUUCUGGGGGAGGUUUGGUGGAAGGCAGUAAGGAAUUAUUUAUUGUUGCAGGUCCCAGCAGAGAUCGUACUCACCAAUGUUCGACCAUUCAAACACACCCGAAAAUUAAGAAUCCACCACCCGCUCCACCCCCUCCACAAAGUGGUACCAGAUACUUUGAUCUAGACGCCAACUGCAUCAAUAACCAAUUCUUAGCAUAGAAAAAAUGAACUUUCUUGGUCUUAAC